CGGAAGCGGAAGUGCCGGUAAGGACUCUCGCUGGCGGGCCGUUCCGAGUCUUUUCCUCACUGAGAUUUCUUUUCUAAUUAAAAUGUCUAAUGGUUAUGAAGAUCACAUGGCCGAAGACUGCAGGGACGAUAUCGGGAGGACAAACUUAAUUGUGAACUACCUUCCUCAGAACAUGACCCAGGAUGAAUUACGGAGCCUGUUCUGCAGCAUUGGGGAAGUUGAAUCUGCCAAGCUUAUUCGAGACAAAGUUGCAGGUCACAGCUUGGGUUACGGCUUUGUGAACUACGUCACAGCGAAAGAUGCCGAAAGAGCCAUAAACACACUGAAUGGCUUGCGUCUCCAGUCCAAAACUAUCAAGGUUUCAUAUGCCCGCCCGAGCUCUGAGGUUAUCAAAGACGCAAACCUGUACAUUAGUGGACUGCCGCGGACAAUGACACAGAAAGAUGUUGAGGACAUGUUUUCACGGUUUGGACGCAUUAUCAACUCGCGCGUGCUGGUUGACCAAACUACAGGUCUGUCCAGAGGGGUGGCGUUCAUCCGGUUCGACAAGCGCUCGGAAGCCGAAGAGGCCAUUUCGAACUUCAACGGCCACAAGCCCCCCGGCUCCUCCGAACCGAUCACGGUGAAGUUUGCCGCCAACCCCAACCAGAACAAAAACGUAGCACUGCUGUCGCAGCUGUACCACUCCCCGGCUAGACGGUUCGGGGGCCCCGUCCACCACCAGGCUCAGAGAUUCAGGUUCUCUCCUAUGGGUGUAGAUCACAUGAGUGGGCUUUCUGGUGUAAAUGUCCCAGGAAACUCCUCUUCGGGAUGGUGCAUCUUCAUCUACAACCUCGGCCAAGAUGCCGAUGAGGGAAUCCUCUGGCAGAUGUUUGGCCCCUUUGGCGCGGUGACUAAUGUCAAAGUCAUCCGCGACUUCAACACCAACAAGUGCAAAGGCUUUGGCUUUGUGACAAUGACAAACUAUGAAGAAGCCGCCAUGGCCAUAGCGAGUCUUAACGGCUACCGGCUGGGGGACAAAAUCUUGCAGGUUUCCUUCAAAACCAACAAAUCCCACAAAUAAUUUCGCUCUCUUUUUUUUUGUAUGGAAUAGAUAACCGAGUGACGGGAAAAGUUUGAAACCUUUUUUUGUUUUGUUUCCGUUAGUGUACAACUCGAUUCUUCUUAUUUUUUUGUUUUGCGCCAGUUUUCACACAAAGGAAAGUUGUUUGUCUUUAGUCUAAAUGAGAAGUGGGAUAAAAGGGUCUUAUAUAUUCUUGGGAUGCACCAACAUGUUCAAAUGUUUCGGGUUGUUUUUUGUUUUGUUUUUUAAAGUCCUGCAAUUGUUUUAUCGGUUUUUAAUUUUAGAUGGUUCUGCUUCAUGACUUUGUCCCCGAGCCAAUAUA
This is a messenger RNA of Lacerta agilis (Sand lizard), 1385 nucleotides long. RefSeq names its product ELAV like RNA binding protein 1 (gene ELAVL1). The record is from RefSeq and is a predicted model, not a curated record. Bases 83 to 1063 code for a protein of 326 amino acids. Gene Ontology annotation, molecular function: RNA binding. Lineage: Eukaryota; Metazoa; Chordata; Lepidosauria; Squamata; Lacertidae. Gene Ontology annotation, cellular component: ribonucleoprotein complex. The transcript is spliced from 6 exons.